Molecule: messenger RNA, 273 nt
Organism: Rotaria sp. Silwood2
Lineage: Eukaryota; Metazoa; Rotifera; Eurotatoria; Philodinida; Philodinidae
Source: the annotation of a GenBank genome assembly
AUGCAUAACGAACAUGUCAGUGAAAAUAAUCGACUGCACAAAUUAUGGCAUCAUCGCUGGUUUAAAAUUAUUUGUAUCUCAUUUAUUGUGAUAAUAAUAUUAGCAGUUACACUUUCUAUAAUAUUAAAAUAUGUCAUACUUGCACCAAAGAAGGAUAUGACUAUCACAUCAACAACAUCGUCAACAACAUCAUCAUCAACAACAAAUACACCUUUAACAACGGUUACAACUACAAGCAUGCAGUCAGGUAAGCUGUACACAUAUGCUGCUUAA